Molecule: messenger RNA, 561 nt
Organism: Fulmarus glacialis (Northern fulmar)
Lineage: Eukaryota; Metazoa; Chordata; Aves; Procellariiformes; Procellariidae
Product: olfactory receptor 14C36-like
Biological process (GO): G protein-coupled receptor signaling pathway
Cellular component (GO): membrane
Molecular function (GO): G protein-coupled receptor activity; olfactory receptor activity
Source: RefSeq, a predicted model, not a curated record
AUGGACAGUGCUAAUGCCCAGCAGGACCAGAUCUCCAACAGCAACUCCAUCACCCAGUUCCUCCUCCUGGCAUUCACAGAUAUCAACGGCCUCAUCAUCACUGCCAUAACCUGUGACCACCACGUCCACCCCAUGUACUUCUUCCUCCUCAACCUCUCCUUCCUCGACCUGGGCUCCAUCUCCACCACUAUCCCCAAAGCCAUGGACAAUUCCCUGUGGGACACCAGGGCCAUCUCUGACUUGGGAUGUGCUGCACAGCUCUUUCUGUUUGUUUUUUUUAUCACAGCAGAAUUGUAUCUUCUUACUGUCAUGGCCUAUGACUGCUACGUUGCCAUCUGCAAACCCCUGCACUAUGGGACCCUCCUGGGCGUCAGAGCUUGUGUCCACGUGGCGGCAGCUGCCUGUGGCAGUGGGUUUCUCAAUGCUCUCCUGCACACUGCCAAUACAUUUUCACUACUGCUUGGCAAGGGCAAUGCUGUGGGCCAGUUAUUCUGUGAAAUUCCCCAGAUCCUCAAGCUCUUUUGCUCAGACCCCUAGCUCAGGGAAGUUGGGCUUCUUGUG